AUGGAGAUGAAGUUUGUUGACGUGACGGAGAGGACGACGCAGGGGGCGAGAUCAGGGAAGAAGAAGCUGAAGGAUACUUCGGAGCGUACUCUGUCGCACUCCUAUUCAUCAUCAACUUCUUCUUCUUCGUCCUCGUCGUCGAUGCCAGCCCUCACGAAUGCCGUCUUGCGACGAAAACAGCAGCAGCAGCAGCAGCAGCAGGAGGAACUGCUACCCUUUCCAACAUUCAACUUUUCCAUCCCGCCCGAGUCAGUCGCCCAAGUCUUCUUUUUCCGGCACUAUUCCAUUACGGGAUCGAUCCGCCACUACGAGAUGCAAAAGAACUCUGCAAUGUCGGCGCUGAAGAUGAUGGGCAUUGUGGCUGUGGGCAUGGCCGGGCUGGCGAUAUCCAAGCAAGACCCCGGCGUGAUGGCGCUAGCUAGGAGAAAGUACGGAUCGACGCUGCUUUCGAUCAAUGAGGCGAUCAAAACCCGUGAGGAGGCCAUGGGCUCCAUCAUUAAACGGAUGCCUGCUGCUCACAUUCGCCAGAUUGUACAAACAUCCCCUCUUUUCAAUGCUGAUGAUGAACUAGAGCCAGCAGCUCGCCUAUUUGACAUAAUUUGUGACCUGGCAGAGCUCCACUCUGCAAGUAAUGAAGCAGACGAGGUCAACCACAUUGCUGAGAAAAUCUCAGCCGCCAUGACCAUCGAAAAGGAGCUGCUCGCUUGGAAAUCAGACCUCCCCGAGAGGUGGAUGUAUUCUUCCGGCGAAAACAAGCUUGACAAAGCCUAUGGGCCCUCCUGCCACGUCUAUGCAUGCCCCUGGCAGUCUUACAUCUGGAACCACUAUCGCAUUUGCCGACGCAUGACCCAUUCCGUGCUCCUACACUAUCUGGGCACUCUCGCGUUACCCGUCACUCAGGUGCAUCCCGCGCUUAUUGACGCGUGUGCCUCGCAGCGAGAAGCUUCACACAAGAUUCAAGCGGCUAAGAUGCGUGAUUUACGCGCGAGUAUGCCCUACAUUCUAGAUUUUUACGACAAAUCAAAGGGGAACAGCAGGCUGUUUCCCCAGCACUCGGGGGUGUUUGGUCUGCUGGCCUCGAUCCAGGCAAUGAUAGGGGUGGAGGGUGUCUGCAAAGAGGAUGCUAAGUGGUUGUGCCAAGACUUUUUCCUCUAG
Molecule: messenger RNA, 1155 nt
Organism: Trichoderma gamsii
Lineage: Eukaryota; Fungi; Ascomycota; Sordariomycetes; Hypocreales; Hypocreaceae
Exons: 3
Coding region: 1-1155 (384 amino acids)
Source: RefSeq, a predicted model, not a curated record